Schistosoma rodhaini is the source of this 4802-nucleotide messenger RNA. The record is from the annotation of a GenBank genome assembly. NCBI's taxonomy places the organism in Eukaryota, Metazoa, Platyhelminthes, Trematoda, Strigeidida, Schistosomatidae.
GAGAUAUUGAAUGUCAUAUGUAGGGUGGCAGGUUUGAGGUUUUGUUUGUACGGUUGCUACUAAGUGCAACAAAUCAAUCAUCAGAAUAUGGGUGAUAAUCUGUGUAAUAUUGCUCGAUAUAUUACACUGUUAACAGAUGAAGACAGGUUUGUUCGAAAAAAAGCUCUGAAGUCUGUGGAAGACUACUUAAGUACUAACAGCGAUAAAGAAAGUACUAUUUUUAGUACAGUAGCAGAAAACCUGGCAAAGACUCUAAAUGAUCCUGUUGAGGUCAAUCGCGAACUUGCAGUGAAGGUUUUAAAGCUCUUCAUAGAUGUAACUAAUGACGUGACGCCUGUGCUUCCAUUAUUAGUGCCUGUACUGGUUAUGCGUUUAGGACAGAAAGAAAUAAUAGAACAUUCCGAAGAAAUUCGCUACUCCACACUUAAUCUCUUAUAUAUUUUGGUGAAUAGAACUGAUGAAAUAUCUCCGUUUCUCGAUGAUUAUAUUUCAGUAAUUCAAAAGACACUUGUCGAUCCAUAUCAUGAAGUUAAAAAAUUGUCUUGUAGAAUAGCAGUCGUUUUAUCAGAAAGAAAAUGCCAUCGAUUUUAUCAAAUUUCUGAGUCUAUUUUGUUGCCCAUGUUGUCAAAUCUUACACAUCAACAUUCUAAAGUCAGAUUAGAAAUUGUGGUCGCUCUUGAAAAGGUUUUGCUGCACAGCCAGGGAAAGCUUGUUGAAAAUGUUAUCGCGCCAUUAACUCAAAGGCUUUUUGAUUCAUCAUCAGCAGUUAGACGAGCUGUUAUUGAACUGGUGGGCUCAUGGUUGUUGGAUUUACCUGAUCGGUAUUCAUACCAAACAAAGUUAUUGCCUCUGCUUCUUUCUGGUUUCAUUGACGAAUCAGAUGAAAUUCGUAUGGUUGCUACAAAAUUAUGGCAUCAUAUAGGACUAAAAUUUGAGAAAGAGAACGAAGAGCAGCUGAAAGAUAAACUGGAUUUCGACCACGGUCCUCCAUUUCACUAUCCAUGUGGGUGCAAACGACCAAUACUGGGUUGUCGAGAGCUCGUCUACAGAUCGGCAUCCAAACUAUUUCCAGGUUUAUGUAAAGAUCUUUCAGACUGGCAAGAAGCAACACGUUUAAAAGCAGCCAGUUUAAUACCAAUAUUAAUAUUACAUCUUGAAGAAUCUGCUACUCAACAUACUCAGCAUCUUUUAACUGGUAUUGCAAAUGGUCUAGCUGAUGCACUUAGUCGAAUAUCACCCAUUGGAAAUAUGUCUUUAAUAAAUAUGAUGCCUGUGGUUUCAUUUCGGAAGAAAACAUCUUAUUCGUCAAGUAUAACUACUACUGACGAAGUAGAUAUAAUUAGUUUAGUCGUUACACAUGCCACAUCUCAGGUGUUUAGUUUAUCUGAAGUCAACGAGGCAAUAAAAGUUAUUAAUCAAUUAUUUAUUGCUGCUCAAAUUUUGGGUUGCAUGAUCUCCACUAAGUUUUGGUGGCAUUUACUGGAACCAUGUCUUGAUCGUUGUACAGAAUCUGCUGCACCAUCAUCAUUAGCUGGCCAUUUACUCCUUUUAUCUGGUUUGCUUCAUGGUAGUCCAUUAAACCAAUUAAUAAUAACCGACGAAAUGAAAGGGUCAAAGCGUGACUCAUCAUUGAAUAGGUUUUCUACUAAUGCGACUGAUACUUUCACUAAUACUACCAGUACUGCUAAUACUUCUGAUAAUAAUCAUAGUAUUCAUGAUGAUAAAAUUGAUGAAAAUAAUGAUUGUCAAAUGAAAAGUGGUCACGUCAAGGAGACCUAUACACCAAUCAAUAAUAGUACAUUACAUAAGAUUAUCGCUUAUCUUAGUCAAAAUGAAUUAAUCUCUGUCAUAUCAAUGAAUGCUAAGGCAGGUCUAUUAGAAUGUGUUCAAGUGUGUAUUAAACAUCUUGAAGAGGCGAUUGUUUUAUUAAAACAAGAACCAGAACAACAAGUGGAUACUUUGGAAACCUUACAGUUAAAUGAUGAUAGUCAUAAAAAUAUUAUCCAAGCUACCUAUAAUGCAGCAAAAUUAGUAAUUCAAGAUGACCAGAUCCGUUCAUGUUUGUUUGAAAUACUUCUCGGGACGGGUGCAAUUUGGCCAGAAAACGACUUGGUCUCAUCAGAUUUCGGUCGUACAGUUCUUAGUUCAUGUGAUAAACUCAUGCAAAGGUUAGCAGUCUGUCAUCGAGACUGUAUAAAUUUAUCCAGACAAUAUCGUCUCUCCAAGGAGAAGGACUUUGAAGUAAAUUCAGUACCAGCUAGUGAUAUGGAUCAACUAUUUUUCAACUGUAUGCCUAAGUUAAUUUUUAGAUUAAAUGAAGAUUUGAAAAAAUCUAUUUCAUGGAAUCCACGUUCAAUCGGAUUAGCGAUACUUUCACGUUGUUUACAAAUAGCUACUGGACCUGCAUUAUUAUUCACAUUUAAUGAUCAUGAUAAUAGUAGUCAAACUAAAAAAGAAUGUUUAACAGCUGUGCUGGAUCUUUUAGAACGUGGUUGUCGAUUAAAUCGUACACCCGGUGGCUGUGGCGGUGGUGUCGACAAUGGUAGUAAUAAUAAUAGUCAGUUUGAUAAAUCACCAGGCGGUACAGAUCCACUAACAUUAGCUAGUGAGGCUGAGCUUCGUCUACGUGGUUUAAUGUUGCUUACAAAACUGACAGAUAAUAGUCAGAUUAGAAAAGUAUUAUCAUCUCCAAAAUAUUUGAAUUAUUGUUUUCCUAAAUUAAUUUUACCUGUAUGUGUAUGGAGAGCUGGUCGUACAUCAGAAGCCAUGCGGAAAGCAGCUAUUACAAGUUAUUUUGCAUUAUUAGCUAGUGCUGUAUCAAUGCAUCAUUUAUCUGAAAUUGUUUUAAAUUUACGAACUAACAGUGAAAUCAACAUAGAUAAUUGGCUUUUAACUAAUAACAUUGAGUCUAUGCAUGAGAUUAUGCAAGAGUUAACAAAUAAAAAGGAAGUUUGUGAUAAUAAUAAUGAUAACAAUGGGAUACAAUCCUUUCCAAAAUAUAGUAAUCUACCAAGUUUAUCUGGCUCCUUGUUAUCUUUGAUGUUGGCACGUUUAGGCUCAUUAUUAGAUGAUGAUUUGGAAGGGACUAGACGUUUAGCUUGUCUUUGUUUGACAGUAUUCUUUAAUGGUCUUCUUAUACCUUCACCAUCAAUAUCACCGACAUCUUCAUCACCGAUGGAGUUAUCUAACAGUAAUCAAAAUCACUAUGAAGGUAAUCGAGUGAUAGAUUUUCUCAAUUCACCUACAUGGAUUCAACCGCUUACUACUACUAUUACUAAUACUGCUAGCAGUACUAUUAAUAGUAAUCAUGAAUCGACCAAAGAAUAUAAUGUAUUAUUGCCUUAUUGUCCACUGGCCAAUUCAUUUGGUGAUCAAGUCUAUCGUUUCUGUGGUAAUUUUAUUAAGCGUCUAAAUGAUUCGAAAGAUCAGAUUCGAUUACUUAUCUGUGAAACAAUCAAUUCAUGGAUUCGUUUACUUAUUCCAAUGUUAACAUCAUCAUCAUCAUCAACAACCAUUAAAACAUCUCAGCAAUUAAAUCCAGUUUAUACUGCUGUUAUAGAAGAUUUCUUAAAUAAUCUCAUUAUUCAUUUAGAUGAUCCUAAUUCAAAAAUACGUGCCAGUGUAUCACGUGUCCUCCUAAGAAUCAAUCAAUUCGCUUCAGAUUUGGUGAUUAAAGUUUUAAACAAAGCUAAAUUAUGUCAUCGUUCAUCUCAAUUAUGUGAUAAACUAUUAGAAUUUUGUCAUUCACAUUCUCAAUAACAUUCAUAAAAUAAUAUUAUCAAUAAAGUGGCCGAAGGAAAUGAGGAACAAGUAAUUAAAGGAUUGAAAUUUUGAAGCGAUAAUGGUCUACAUCUUUGGAGAAUCUAUGCUCCCACAUAUCUAAUUAAGUUAUAUAUAUAUACACUAUUGUUGGCAAAUCUUUUACUAAUUAACUUUUGUUUUUAUUUGGUUAGUCUUUGUAUUACAACAUUUCACUGCACAAUCUACAACGGAUGACGAUAGGUCACAUAUAUAUAUUUUUUUCAUUUAUUUAUGUGAAAUUACAAGUGAAUAAAAGAAAGUACCGUUGAAAAUAUCGUUCCUUUUUUUCGGUGUUCCGUUUUUUGUUCUUACAAAAAUUAAUGAGGUAGAUUUAUUUUUGUGGAUUAUUAGAUGAUCAGUUUUUCACUUUUAAAUCAUAUAUAUAUACAUGAAUUGUAGUUUUUGUGCUAACUGACAAACACACACACUCAAACAUUUGUGUAUAUGUACAUUUCUGUUUGUUUAUCUUUAAUGGGUGCUUCCUGGUAGCAGGUAAUUUUAUUGUUUACGUUUACUAAAGUAAUCCGGUAAAAAUAUACUUUAUUGAUGAUUUUCAACGAACCAUCAAAAUAACCAAAAAACUGAUUAAAAAUAGUAAAUGCAAAUUGAAAACGCCAUUAUGAUUAGUUUAUUGUUGGAUAUCAUGUUUUUGAUUAGAUUUCGGAUUUUUAAUGGAUUAGAUGAUGGAUUUUUUUGUGUAACGAAUUAUCAAGCUUAGAAGAUAGGCGUUAGAAUUGAGUUAUUCAUAUUAGAAUUUUAAAGCGUUAAGGAUACCAGAAUUUAUAACCAAAUAUACAGAUAAUCACCGCGUAAUAAGUUCAUUAAUCAUCUUUAAACUCUGGAUCAUGUUUUUCUCGAUAUAGAGCUUUUUGAUAAAAGCUGUAUUCCGAUUGGUUAUGCCUUAGGUCAGUCUUGAAAUCUUUCACGGCCGUCACUGAGGCAUACAUUUACCGAUAAUGCAGUAGGGUUAUUGGUAUUUAAAAGCUGUUUUUAAAUUUUCA